Molecule: messenger RNA, 2021 nt
Organism: Beta vulgaris subsp. vulgaris (sugar beet)
Lineage: Eukaryota; Viridiplantae; Streptophyta; Magnoliopsida; Caryophyllales; Amaranthaceae
Exons: 8
Coding region: 307-1878 (523 amino acids)
Source: RefSeq, a predicted model, not a curated record
UAUGUAUACAAUUAUACAAACCGCAUUCUUUUUGCACCAGAAAAAAAAAUAGAGAGUAAACCGCACUCUUUCCUCCCCUCAAAUAACAAAAAACCGCACUCUUUCUCUGAUAGACAACCGGCGCAGAUACGGCCACUAGAGUAGUUCUGGUGCUUAGGCAGGAGAGUGGUUGGAAUCAAUUUUCUGAAAAAUUGUCAAUAACUUAAGAAUGUUAUAGAAUUUGAGUAGUAUGGUGAGGACUUGGAUCUGACCCCCGCUAUCUUACGUCGAGGUUGGACCUAAAGCACAAGUUAGUAAAUGUUUUAGAUGAGGUUAAGAGUGAAAUACAAAACGAAAGGACGAGAUGACGGUGUAACAUCUGAUUGUGACUCUGAUAGUGAAACUGACUCUGACCAUGAGAAUGAGAGGGGUCGUACUGUACUUUCAGCGGUUAGGAAGGCGAUUGAGAAUGGGGUGAAAAUUCCGUUGGAAUGGAAUAUGGCAAAAGUUCCAUGUGGGGAACACCGAACCACUUUUGGUACCUAUCUUGGUGUGAUUGCUCGUGAGCAAGUGAACAUCAACUACGAGAAGUGGAAACAUAUUCCAGCUGAACUCAAGAGCGAAGUGUAUAAUGACAUCACAAGAGGUUUUAUCGUUUUGCCUGAUCGGAGAGGCUGGGUUCUAUCACGAGCUUCUGAACGAUGGAGAGCUUUCAAAUCUAGAUUGGAAACAAGUGAGAAGAAUCGAGCAAGGGGGAAGAUGAAUACGUCAAAGUACCGAGGAGGCCGACAAGGCUACCAACAUUUUGAAGAAGAAAUUGCAAAAGAUUUUGAAGCGCAGGGGAUUCACAUUGAAAAGGUGCCUCGCCAUUUAACUUGGCUUAAAGCUCAUGAAAAUAAAGCAGAUGAAAGCUAUGCACCGGCUGAUUUGGAAAUUGCUGAAGCAAUCAAAUCCCUAGAUGCUCAAGCUCGAAAAGGCGGAAUUGCUACUGCUGGUCGAGAUGAUAUCUUAGCAAAAGUAAUGCAGAAGCCUGAGCAUGGUGGUCGUGUCAGAGCCGUUGGAUCAGGCAUCACCAACAAGGAGUAUUUUGGGUCCGCAGAUAGACCAAAAUAUUCCCAAAUGCUGGAAGCGAUUAGGUGUUUGCGAUCUCAAAUGGAUCAAAUGGCAACCAUGCAUAAUUCGAUGAUAACUUAUUUAAUGGCUUGCAGCCAACAACAAGGCAGCCAAUUCACCCAGGAGAAAUUGAGAAAGUUCGUGAUUCAUGGUUCUGGGCUUGGCCAAUCUAGUGACGUGGAUGACCAAUUUGGUGUUUCAGGUGGGCAAUCGGGUGGUUUUGGCCAAUUUAGCCAAUCAGGAGGUGCAAGCCAGUUGGCUAAUACUAGGCAAUGUGGAAUGGGUUCCCAGAUCCGCAAUGUGUCCAAGUCUCGUAGUUCUUCUGAGCCAAGCCACGAUCCCGAGCCAGGGACAAGCUAUGAUUCCGAGCCAGGGACAGGCUGCGAUUCCGAGCCAGGGAUAGGCUACACUUCCGAGCCAGAGAUAGACCAUAUCCCCCAGUCGGAGACCGGCUAUGUUUCUGAGCCACAGACCGACCAUAUUCCUCAGCCAGAAACAAGCCACCUUCUCGAACUAGAGACUGACCGUGUUCCCCAUCUGCAGACAGGCCGCGUUCCCGAGCCAGAGACAAUCGUCAAUAUCGUGUCAGAGGCAGGCCAUGUUCCCGAUUCAGAGAAAAACCGCAGAACCUUGUUAGAGGCAGGUCAUGUUCCCGUGCUAGAGACAGACCACAUUCCCGUGUCAGAGCAUUUUGUUGGAACACCACCUGCCUAUUCGACUACAAAUAUUGAGGAGGUUCGGAGCUCGUGGAUUCAUUAUGUUUUCCAGCAUAAAAAAACAACUUAGGCUCAUUUUGAUUUAGAUGCAUAGAUAUCUAAAAAGGUAUUGAACAAUUUUAGUCCUUUUUUGAUGCUCUAUCUGUAAAUAUUGAAUUUUAUACUAUGUAACUUGAAUAUUUGAGACUUAUGGAACAUUUGAUAUAUUUUGAA